Molecule: messenger RNA, 1496 nt
Organism: Eriocheir sinensis (Chinese mitten crab)
Lineage: Eukaryota; Metazoa; Arthropoda; Malacostraca; Decapoda; Varunidae
Gene: Mesh1
Product: guanosine-3',5'-bis(diphosphate) 3'-pyrophosphohydrolase MESH1-like
Exons: 4
Coding region: 180-746 (188 amino acids)
Molecular function (GO): guanosine-3',5'-bis(diphosphate) 3'-diphosphatase activity
Source: RefSeq, a predicted model, not a curated record
AGGAGGUAUUUCUCGCAACACCGGCGGCUUUCGUAUCACUAUUAUCAGACGUAAACAAACAGGUGGCGUGCUGGCUGCUGCUGCUGCUCCGCCUCCCCAACACCCACACCGGCACAACCACACCCUGUCACUAGUUCUCAGGGCAGUUUAAAGCCUCAGCGUGGCAAGAAGAAGGAACAAUGAACACAACUUCCCAGGUCACCGGAGGGAGUGAGAGCAUGGCCGCUGCUAUAAUCAGGUGUGUCAACUUUUCGGCGGUGAAACACAAGGACCAGAGGAGGAAAGACCCAGAAAAGACACCGUACAUCAACCACCCCAUUGGUGUGGCCUACCUACUAGUGGAGGCGGGCGUGGAGGAUGUGGAUGUACUACAGGCAGCUCUCCUUCACGACACCGUGGAGGAUACAGCCACAUCCCCACAGGAACUGCAGGAAGCCUUUGGACCCAGAGUAGCAGGGUUGGUGGCUGAGGUGACAGAUGAUAAGAGCUUGGAUUAUAGAGAGAGAAAGCGCCUUCAAAUCGUCCAUACACCACAUAUUUCCAGAGAAGCCAAGCUGGUGAAACUUGCUGACAAGCUGUACAACCUUCGUGACCUUGAGAGGUGCACACCCCAAGGAUGGAGUGAGACGAGGGUGCAGGAGUACUUUCAGUGGGCAGCCAAGGUGGUGGCAGGCUGCCAGGGCACCAAUAGCUUCCUAGAGGGAGAGCUAGAGAAGUUGUUCACCCAUAGAAAUAUAACAGUUUGAGGAGGGGAAAGGAGAUUGAGUGGUGUUCAAAGAGGAAAAGAAGGAGCAGAAAAUUAAUAUAUAGUUUGCUUGCAAGAAUAUGACAUUUUGAUGGAGUAAGUAAGACUGGAGAAAAGAAGUGAGGAAAAGGAAGAGUGAAGCAGGAGUGGAAAAAGUAAAGGAAAUGAGAGGAGAGAAGACAGGAAAAGAAUACAAAGGGAGAAGAGAAGGAAAAUGGGAAAGGAAGAAAAGGGAAGGACAAGAUAAGCUAGUGUGUGGUAGGAUACAAUAUUGUUGUUUUUUCUUUGGGGAUGUGAUAUGUGAUCAGGAUGAGUGGAGUGGGAAAAGAUUAACAGAGAUAAUAAAAAUGUGAUAUUGAUGGUAUUGAUGAGGUAAAUACAAAAUAGUUCCAAGAAAAUGCAGUUGAAUAUAAAGAGAAAUACCUUAAUAUGCUGCACAGUUGUUUUUGUUGACUUACUAUAUGAAUGUGACCAAGUCUUGUCUAAAGUAAUGUCUAGUUGGGACAAAAAUGAUAUGUUGACUUUUUGAUAAUGUUAUGAAAAAAUAGUUGGGAUCAUAGUCCCAUGCCUUGGCCACUUACAUUGUAGAUGCAACAUCUCUUUUGGAUUCCUUGUGAUAUGCAGCAGGAUAUGAAGACAAGUGUUUUUUAGUCCCAUCUCAGGAUUCAGUGCAUUGACACAUUACUGAGCUGUAUACUGCAGCCUCAUGUACUCUUUAUUAUAGUGAUGACAAUAAACCAUACCAAUUUUU